Gadus macrocephalus (Pacific cod) is the source of this 2034-nucleotide messenger RNA. RefSeq names its product cholinergic receptor, nicotinic, alpha 5 (gene chrna5). The transcript has 8 exons. Gene Ontology annotation, biological process: regulation of membrane potential; monoatomic ion transmembrane transport; signal transduction. Gene Ontology annotation, cellular component: synapse; postsynaptic membrane; neuron projection. Lineage: Eukaryota; Metazoa; Chordata; Actinopteri; Gadiformes; Gadidae. Gene Ontology annotation, molecular function: transmembrane signaling receptor activity; acetylcholine-gated monoatomic cation-selective channel activity. The record is from RefSeq and is a predicted model, not a curated record. Bases 395 to 1804 code for a protein of 469 amino acids.
AGGGGGGUGGGGCUGGCUUUCCGAAGGAGGAGGUGGAGGAAGAGGAGGGGGAGAAGGGGUCUGAAGGAGGAAGGUCUACAACAAAUCGGCUGCUGCAUAUUUUCAGAGGCAGCGGGAACUGAAGCAGCAACGCUGAACGGCAAAGAAGGGAGAAGAAAUGCGUGCGACGGAUGAGCAGUAGAUCUUCGCUACGCUGCUGUCAUUAAGACCCCCAGCCCCCCUCUCAAUCCUGAAGGAUUGAGCAUCGAUGGCAGAGACACAGAGCAGCCCCGUGCUCCCACCAGCCUUAUCCUAUGCAUCGCUGUCCACCCAGAGGACGGCUGUGGCUGUGCUUUAGGCUCCUGCCCUGUGCUGCCCGAGACCAGCUGUCGGAGCCCCACGUACCUCUGAUACCAUGCUGAGAGCAGAAGGGGCACCCCCCUCCCUCGCCCUGCUGCUGGUGAUGGCGUUGAGCUGGUGCCACCUGUGCCACUCGCUGCGGACCUCAACACUUUCCUCCUAUGCAAAGGCAGAGGACAGAUUGUUAAACUACCUCUUCAAAAACUACCAGAAAUGGGUUAGGCCAGUGGAAUUCCUCAAUGGGACAGUAACAGUGAAAUUCGGGCUAGCCAUCUCCCAGCUAGUCGACGUAGAUGAGAAAAACCAGCUCAUGACAACCAAUGUGUGGAUGAAGCAGGAGUGGGCUGACAUCAAACUACGGUGGAACCCUCCUGACUAUCUGGGCAUCGCCAGUAUCCGUGUUCCUUCGGAUAUGGUCUGGAUCCCGGACAUUGUGCUGUAUGAUAAUGCAGACGGGCGUUUUGAAGGGACAGUCACCAAAGUCAUUGUCAGGUACGAUGGCACCAUUUCAUGGACCCCACCAGCAAGUUACAAGUCAGCAUGCAACAUUGAUGUCACCUUUUUCCCCUUCGACCUCCAGAACUGCUCCAUGAAGUUUGGUUCUUGGACUUAUGAUGGCUCACAGGUGGACAUCCUUUUGGAGGACGUCAACGUGGACAAGCGGGACUAUUUUGACAACGGCGAAUGGGAGAUCAUGAAGGCCACAGGCGGCUGCGGCCUGAGACGGGACGGUGGCGCCUCCUACCCGACCAUCACCUACUCCUUCAUCAUCCGCCGGCUGCCCCUCUUCUACACCCUCUUCCUCAUCAUCCCAUGCAUCGGUCUGUCCUUCCUCACCAUCCUGGUCUUCUACCUGCCCUCCAACGGCGGCGAGAAGAUCUCGCUGUGCACCUCCGUGCUGGUGUCCCUCACCGUGUUCCUCCUGGUCAUCGAGGAGAUCAUCCCGUCCUCCUCCAAGGUCAUCCCGCUCAUCGGGGAGUACCUGGUCUUCACCAUGAUCUUCGUCACGCUGUCCAUCGUCAUCACCGUGUUCGCCAUCAACAUCCACCACCGCUCCUCCUCCACUCACCACGACAUGGCGCCGUGGGUGAGGAGGAUCUUCCUGCACCGCCUACCCAAGCUGCUGUGCAUGCGCAGCCACGUGGACCGCUACGCCCCGGACGGAGCUCCUGGGCAAGCCAUGCACCCCAACGGGCGGCUAGCCGAGGCCACACAGCCACUGAACUCUCGGCGCAGCCUGCAGGCCGCUUUGGACUCUAUUCGCUACAUCGCCACGCAUGUCGUGAAGGAGAACGAGGUUCGAGAGGUGGUGCAAGACUGGAAGUUUGUAGCCCAGGUUUUGGACCGGGUGUUUCUGUGGGCCUUCCUCCUGGUUUCAAUCCUUGGCUCUGCCCUGCUUUUCAUCCCCGUCAUUUACAAGUGGGCCAGCAUCAUCGUUCCUGACUUCAGUCACGCACACAGUUAAAGGACAACUACCACAAACCCCCCAAAACUCAAAGGUGUCCAUCAUAAGACACAUGUAUGUGCUUUCCUGUGAUCCCAGACAUAAUAAAAUUAUGCUGAUGUUCAAAACCCCCAAAAGCCUAAUACAUGGAUAAACAAAAUGGUAAAAGAUGUCAACACUUUCAAAUUGGUUGAUGAACGCUCUCUGACAUACAACCCAUGUCAUAACUUAAUAAAUUCAUAACUUUUUUA